Aspergillus vadensis CBS 113365 is the source of this 549-nucleotide messenger RNA. RefSeq lists its product as uncharacterized. The transcript has 3 exons. Bases 286 to 507 code for a protein of 73 amino acids. NCBI's taxonomy places the organism in Eukaryota, Fungi, Ascomycota, Eurotiomycetes, Eurotiales, Aspergillaceae. The record is from RefSeq and is a predicted model, not a curated record.
GGCAUACCCUGCGUAAGCUGUACCCCAAUAGGCGCCAUAUGCACCAAUCAUCAGCACUUCCUCGAUACCAACCCUUCUAUCCAACCAUAAUCGAGCAAAGAUUCGUAAGAGAAAGCAUAUUGUGAGUACCACGGUACAGAAAGUCGUUACCACCCAAGCCAGCGUAUUGCUAUUCGGUGGGUUGUCAAAAUUUGCGGUAACACCGGACGGAGCUGCCAGAGCUGGCUCAUCGAGGAGAGUCGCCAGUGCUUCUGGUGACAUCUCGCGCAAGACAGGUUUUCAACAAUGGCACAACUUCAGGCAUGUUCGAAAUCCGAGAGAAAACUUAAUGGUUGUGGGGUGUCGAGGCUUCAAAUGUCACUGCGCAUAUAUUCACGCGUGAACUGUUUGAUCGUCAGUGUGAUAGGCCCAAUUUUUGCGAUUAUGGACCGCUCAGGGGGUGCCGCAACUUGGUGCCUGCUACUAAUGCAAGGCGCACACACACCAUUCGCAUGGGCCGUGGACUGAUUUUGACGAUGCCCUUUUUCGGGAUGGUCGCGCUUAGCGCAC